Messenger RNA from Cylicocyclus nassatus, 870 nucleotides. Lineage: Eukaryota; Metazoa; Nematoda; Chromadorea; Rhabditida; Strongylidae. The record is from the annotation of a GenBank genome assembly.
AUGGCUGAAGAUACACCAAAGAAGAAGUCGUUGUCCACAAGGAGGUUCAAGAGCUUCAGGGAUAUAAACCGAGAGCUACGCGCAAAGCUAUCCAAUAUUAACAACUCGCUACUAGCUGGACCAAUCAAGGAGAGAAGAUCGCAUUCAGAUGCGAGCCUCAGCUCCACGCGAAAACCUAUUUCGUUAGCAAAAGCUGCCCCAAAACAAGUAAUUACCACUGCCAGACAUCCGCAGUUACCUCAGAAGUCUGAUACAAUAGCAGUGCAAGAUCAAAGAAAGGAAGGCAUUCCACAUUCCCCAAGAAAGUCGAACAUUCCGAAAAAAUCACCUUUAUCAACGUCAACAAUAACACCUCAAGAGAUAGAUCAGGAAGAAGAUCGCUCAGAUUUGUCACUCUCAUCGAAGGAGGUCAAGAGCGGUGAACUUGAAGUUCGCAAACCAAAGAUAAAGAAGAUUUACACCGAAGAUCAGCUAAGAAAAAUGAUCAACAAGUUGUACAAACAGACUAAGGACAUACGAGCAAAAGACCCAGAAGUUGAAAAGUUGCUACAGGAAACAAGGGAAUCAAUACAGGCUAUAGAGACACUAGAAAAACUGUUUCAACGCAUUCAUGAUGAAUCCAAAGCUCGCACAAAGAGAUUGGUGGAUGAAUUCGAGAAGCUGAAGAGCGUGAAACAACAGCACGGACGAGAUCUGGACGCUCAGAUAGCCCAACAAGUCAGAACUGAGGUUGAUACCAAGAAAGAAUUAUGCGAUAUGCUCAAUGAUGCUACUAUGAAAAUGAUCAUGGCUAAGUCUGGAAAGAAAAAAGAUCCAGUACCACAACGCUCCUUUUUCGUCAAUAUGAUGAGAAGCGCGAUUGGAUUAUAG